Microplitis demolitor is the source of this 910-nucleotide messenger RNA. RefSeq lists its product as uncharacterized. The coding region runs from base 1 to 891 and encodes 296 amino acids. The record is from RefSeq and is a predicted model, not a curated record. The transcript is spliced from 2 exons. Lineage: Eukaryota; Metazoa; Arthropoda; Insecta; Hymenoptera; Braconidae.
AUGGUUCACACAGUUCGAGAUUAUCUACUAAAUGACUUGAAUAAUAUAUCUCGCAAAACCACUCAAUCCAUAAGUCAACAAAUUGUCGACACUUACAAAAAGAGCUUCAUAACAAAAAUUGCAAAUCAGAGUACGGAUGGUCAAGUGGAAUCUCUCAGACAAUCCAUUUAUUUCGCAGCACAGUAUCUCAACGGUCAAUCCGGAGAUGGUAAUGAAAAAUUUGAUAAUCUAGAUGACGAUUUAACUAUUGACAAGCCCAAAGUUCAGGAUGAGUAUGGGUGCGUCGCUUAUUUGCCAGCUCAACCCAAACCCGACGUCUUGGCGUCAUUAGAAGAGCAAAGAUUGAAAUUGAUUCAGAUUUUCAAGUCUAAGAGAGAUGUCGAUGAAGAAAUAAUUGAGUUAAUGGACGCGUGUUAUUAUUUUCAGCGAAAAAAAAUUCAUACAGAAAAGGAGUUAUCGAUAAUCUUUGAACACUGGUCUUACUUUCAUUAUAGUAAAUUGAUUAUAAAGCACGCCAAUCAACUACUUGGAAAAAAUAUUAAUUCCAUAUGGAAGUUAUCAUUAAAAAAACUAUCUAAGCCCAUCAAUCGUUAUUCAAAAAAUGGAGAAAUAGCUCGUGAAGUGACCGCUAACAAAAAAAAGAGUAAAGCUGAUGCUGAUACAGAAGCAGAAAGUAAAUACGUUCGCAACACAUUAAAAUUAGCUCAACAGUACAGCGAUAACUUGAAAAAUGAUGAGCCAUAUGAAGCAGUUGUUUUUGCCUUUAUUACAAAGUUCAUGAAAGAAAAUUUAAAUUUUUUUUAUGUUUUAACAAGUGAAGAAUUGACUGACGAAGAAUUAUUGGAACGUGUACCUGUUGCUAAUCCAGUUUUGAUGAUUAGAGGUAUGUAACAUUUGUAUACUCAUGUAA